Ictidomys tridecemlineatus (thirteen-lined ground squirrel) is the source of this 2962-nucleotide messenger RNA. It is a transcript of the gene Slc9a2, whose product is annotated as solute carrier family 9 member A2. Gene Ontology annotation, biological process: regulation of intracellular pH; proton transmembrane transport; sodium ion import across plasma membrane. Gene Ontology annotation, molecular function: sodium:proton antiporter activity; potassium:proton antiporter activity. Gene Ontology annotation, cellular component: plasma membrane. The record is from RefSeq and is a predicted model, not a curated record. NCBI's taxonomy places the organism in Eukaryota, Metazoa, Chordata, Mammalia, Rodentia, Sciuridae.
CGGAGGGCGGCUGAGUGCGGCCAAGGGUCCGCGCGGUGACCUCCUGUCGCCGUGCGCUCCCCUUCAGUGAGCCUGUUCGCCACGGGGACCAAGCCCGCUGGCUGCAGAGACCCGGCUCCGCGGCGGCGGUGGAAAGCUCUCGCUGUCCCGCUCUACGCGGGACUGAGCUGUCGGCGCUGUCCUGGCGCGAUGCGCUGAGCGCCCAGAGGGCUGAGCGCCCGGCUCCCCCGCUGCACCCAGAGCCGACCCCAUGGAACCAGCAGGCACCAGGCGGAGCCUGCUGGCGCCGCCGCCUGGGCUUCUGCUGCUGCUGCUCCUGCAGGUGGCGGGACCCGCGGGCACCCUGGCAGAGACCCUCCUAGACUCUCCGAAGGCCAGGGGCACCAGUUCCAGCCCGCCUAGCCCGGCGAGCGUGGUGGCUCCGGGAACCACGCCAUUUGAGGAAAGUCGUCUGCCGGUGUUCACUCUGGAUUACCCCCACGUGCAGAUCCCCUUCGAGAUCACCCUGUGGAUCCUGCUGGCCUCCCUGGCCAAGAUCGGCUUCCAUCUCUACCACAAGUUGCCCACCAUCGUGCCCGAGAGCUGCCUUCUCAUAAUGGUGGGACUUCUACUUGGUGGCAUUAUCUUUGGUGUGGAUGAGAAGUCGCCCCCCGCCAUGAAGACCGACGUGUUCUUCUUGUAUCUCCUGCCACCCAUCGUGCUGGACGCCGGCUAUUUCAUGCCCACUCGCCCCUUCUUUGAGAACAUAGGCACUAUUUUCUGGUAUGCCGUGGUGGGAACACUGUGGAAUUCCAUCGGCAUCGGGGUGUCCCUGUUUGGCAUUUGCCAGAUUGAAGCCUUCGGCCUCAGUGACAUCACUCUGCUCCAGAACCUGCUCUUUGGCAGUUUGAUCUCAGCCGUGGACCCCGUGGCCGUGCUCGCCGUCUUUGAGAACAUCCACGUCAACGAGCAGCUCUACAUCCUGGUCUUUGGGGAGUCCCUGCUGAACGAUGCUGUCACAGUGGUCCUCUACAACUUGUUCAAAUCCUUCUGCCAGAUGAAAACCAUUGAGACCAUCGACGUGUUUGCAGGAAUCGCUAACUUCUUUGUGGUGGGAAUUGGCGGAGUGCUGAUUGGCAUCUUCCUGGGAUUUAUAGCAGCGUUUACUACUCGUUUCACACACAAUAUCCGUGUGAUUGAGCCGCUCUUUGUCUUCCUGUACAGCUAUUUGUCCUACAUAACAGCUGAAAUGUUUCAUCUCUCAGGCAUCAUGGCAAUCACAGCGUGUGCCAUGACGAUGAAUAAGUACGUGGAAGAAAACGUAUCUCAAAAGUCCUACACGACCAUCAAGUAUUUCAUGAAGAUGCUGAGCAGCGUCAGCGAGACUUUGAUCUUCAUCUUCAUGGGCGUGUCCACGGUGGGGAAGAACCAUGAGUGGAACUGGGCCUUCGUCUGCUUCACCCUGGCCUUCUGUCUCAUCUGGCGAGCGCUGGGUGUCUUUGUCCUCACUCAGGUCAUUAACUGGUUCCGGACCAUUCCCCUGACCUUCAAGGAUCAGUUCAUCAUUGCCUACGGAGGGCUCCGAGGCGCCAUCUGCUUCGCCCUGGUGUUUCUCCUCCCGGCCGCCGUGUUCCCCCGGAAGAAGCUGUUCAUUACAGCAGCCAUCGUGGUCAUAUUCUUCACGGUCUUCAUCCUGGGGAUAACCAUCCGGCCACUGGUGGAGUUCCUUGAUGUCAAGAGAUCGAAUAAGAAGCAGCAGGCUGUCAGUGAAGAGAUCCACUGCCGGUUUUUUGAUCAUGUGAAGACUGGCAUUGAAGACGUUUGUGGACAUUGGGGUCACAACUUUUGGAGAGACAAGUUUAAGAAAUUUGAUGACAAAUACCUUCGGAAGCUUUUGAUUCGGGAAAACCAACCCAAGUCAAGCAUUGUGUCCUUAUAUAAAAAGCUGGAAAUAAAACAUGCUAUUGAGAUGGCAGAGACUGGAAUGAUAAGUACUGUCCCCUCUUUUGCAUCCCUAAAUGAUUUCCGUGAAGAAAAAAUAAGGAAGCUCACGCCUGGUGAAAUGGAUGAAAUUCGAGAAAUAUUAUCCAGGAAUCUGUAUCAAAUCCGUCAGAGAACUUUGUCGUACAACAGACACAACUUGACAGCAGACACCAGCGAGAGACAAGCCAAAGAGAUUCUGAUCCGCCGCAGGCACAGUUUGCGGGAAAGCAUCAGGAAAGACAACAGCUUGAAUCGAGAGCGCAGGGCUUCCACUUCAACAUCCAGAUAUUUAUCCUUACCCAAAAAUACAAAGCUUCCAGAAAAGCUACAAAAGAAAAAGAAUAUUUCUAAUGCAGAAGAGGAAAGUCUAAGGAUUGCUGGUGAUAAUGGAGGGCGAGAUGGCAACAGCAGCGACUCGGACGUGGACACCGGGACCACCGCGCUGAAUUUGCAGCCCCGAUCCAGGCGCUUCUUGCCGGAACAGUUCUCCAAGAAAGCCUGCCAGCCCUAUAAGAUGGAAUGGAAGAACGAGGUGGACGGAGAUUCUGGCCGAGGGCAGCCCGGCCCGUCGCCCGCACCCCGCAGCAAAGAGGGGGGCACCCAGACGCCGGGCGUCCUGCGCCAGCCCCUCCUCUCCAAGGACGGCUUCGGCCGGGGCAGGGAAGACAGUUUGACUGAAGACGUGCCACCCAGGCCUCCUCCCAGGCUGGUCCGCAGGGCCUCGGAACCUGGAAACCAGAAAGCCCGAUUCGGGAGUGAAAAGCCCUGAUGGAAAUGGCCCAGGCGGAAUCCCUUUCAAAUCCUCCAUCUGAAUGCUGUCUUUGGAUGGUAGAGUCAAGAGUGAUUGAUGGGAAGGAUGUUUAUCCCAAGGAGGGGGACAUCAAAGAAAGUUCAGUCCCACAAAAAUCUCUUCUGUGACUUGUGGCUUGCAAAUUGUACUCGAGAUGCAAGACUAGACUGAAGGAAAAAAAAAAAAAGUGUGCCUUUAAAAAUCGAACUU